AUGUCUGAUAACGACCUCGACGUGCUUCUUGACGAGGCGAUGGAUAUGGUCGACGAACAGGAGCGCAAGCACGAGGAGGAGGUUCGCGUACGGGACGCAAAGUUGGAGGACGAUCUGCAAAAGGCUCUGGAUGAGGCCUCUGGUACAGUCAGUGGUGACGCGGAUAUGAUGAAGAUGUUUAUGUCCAUGCUCGGCGGUGGCGCUGACGACGCUUCUCUCGACGGUUUCAAGAAAAGCGUCAUGACAAUGGUUUCCACACUGGAGGUGGAGGAGAAUUUGGGCGAAGAGGACAAGGCGAACCUGCUACGAGUGAAGGAGCUGAUGCGCGUGAUGGAAGAGGAGGACCUUGACAAGGCAAACAGCUUACUGGAGCAGAUGAAGCAGGAGGGCAAGCUUCCUGAUGACAAUAGCGUCGGUGACGCGGAUGUCGAUGAGGCGUCGAGACGGUGCAUGGAAAUGCUCCAACAGCUCUCCAACGCCACACAAGGAGGGAAUGUGGACCCAGCGUCGACGCCGGUAGCAGCCUCGUCGUCUUCAGCUACAUCACCGGCGGCCUCAGCUGGCAAUAGUGCCACGAUCCCUGCUGAGGUAGACCGUGCAACGGAGGCCAUGGCAUCGGCUUUGAUUUCGACGCUAGUGGAUCCACAGUUUGUCGAACCCAUAAAACUGAUGCGCGACUCGUACGGACCGUACAUGGAGGCGCACCGCAGCGAGCUGUCGCAGGAGGACUGCGAGCGCUACGAUCGCCAACAAGCCAGGGCGCAAGAAAUCUGCGACUUACUGCAGAACCCCAUCUCUGGAGCAGAGGAUCCACGGCUCGUGCAGCUGCUGGAGCUCAUGAACAACUACUCGGAGCUAGGUAAUCCGCCGAGCAACCUGGUCGAGUAUGCGCCUAAGAAUCGAAAGGAGUCGAACAGUGCCAGUGACACGACGGCAUAA
This is a messenger RNA of Leishmania braziliensis MHOM/BR/75/M2904, 939 nucleotides long. Its product is annotated as Peroxin 19. The record is from RefSeq and is a predicted model, not a curated record. Gene Ontology annotation, cellular component: peroxisomal membrane; peroxisome. Gene Ontology annotation, biological process: protein import into peroxisome membrane. The transcript has a single exon. Bases 1 to 939 code for a protein of 312 amino acids. Lineage: Eukaryota; Euglenozoa; Kinetoplastea; Trypanosomatida; Trypanosomatidae.